ACUCAACUGCUUUAGCCCGUGUUUGUCUUGUUUUGACUUUCCCUUUUUAUGUAGAUACAAGGUCUCUUUAAAUUCCUCAAUCCAGACUUUCACCUGUGGUCUAUUUGUCAAGUAAGCUCCUAGCAUCUAGAAGCAUGAUCUGACCUACGACGACUGGUUUCAAAACAUCUUUAAUGGUACUUCUCAUUCCCACAUUAGUGUAUUGCUUUGUUAUUUUAAAGUAAAACAGAGUCAACGUGAUUUUUAAACGCUGUAGUAAGAUUCAAAUCACAAAAUAUGGACCAGAAAACUUACAAGGCUAAUAUUUCUGUCAAAGGCUCGACUCACACUCAUACAUCUCAUGCUGUGGAUCUGGAGGUGAACAUCAUCCCCAGGGCUGUCCUGCUGACUGGGCUCCCCUCCUCCAAUACUCUACUGCGGGCAGUCACACUCAAAUCCAGAACAAGAGAAAUCUCUGUAUCUGGGUUACAGGAAUUCCUUCGCCUAGACUUCUGGGAAAUGUAGUCUGCGGCACUGUGACAUCACAUUGAGCCAUCCAGAAAAUUCCCUCCUGGACUUCAGUCCACAAGUGUGCAGUUUUCUCAAAGUUGGGCGAGAGUCCUGUCUGCUCUACAUUCCUGUUGCGUCUCUGACAUGGAGGAAAUGCUGUCCUUCUGGGAUGUGGCCAUUGAGUUCUCUGCAGAAGAGAGGGAAUGCCUGGAGCCUGCUCAGUGGAAUUUGUACAGGGAUGUGAUGUUGGAGAAUUACAGCCACCUUGUGUUCCUUGGUCUUGCUGUGUCUAGGCCACACCUGGUGACACUUUUGGAGCAAAGACAAGACUCUUCAGAUGUGAAGAGACAAGCAGCAGCCAACGUGCAGCCAGGAACAAUACCUGAUGAUUAUAACAUGUACAGAAAGGCCAUUGAUUGUAACUCACUAAUUAUGCAACACCAGAGAAUUCAUACAAGGGAGAAACCCUACAAGUGUGAAGAAUGUGGUAAGGGUCUUAGUUCUCAUAAAACACUUUCCAUACACCAGAGACUUCAUACAGGAGGAAAACCCUACACUUGUAAAGAAUGUCAUAAGGACUUCAAUACUCGCUCAUCACUUUUUAUACACCAGAAAAAUCAUACUGAUAAAAAAACCUACAAGUGUGAAGAAUGUGGCAAAUCAUUUUACUAUCCUUCAAUGCUGAAGCAACAUCAAAGUAUUCAUUCUGGAAAGAAACCCUACAAGUGUGAAAAAUGUGGCAAAUUAUUUUACUAUCCUUUAAUGCUAAAGCAACAUCAAAAAAUUCAUUCUGGAGAGAAGCCCUAUAAGUGUGAAGAGUGUGGAAAAUUAUUUUACUAUUCUUCAAUGCUGAAACAGCACCAAAGUAUUUAUAGUGGAGAGAGACCAUACAAGUGUGAAGAAUGUCACAAAGCCUUUCAUUAUUACUCAAGCCUUAAAAACCACAAAGCAGUUCAUACUGGAGAAAAACUCAACAAGUGUAAACUGAGAAGAAAAAGAUUUACUAAGCCUCCUUCCACAUGGAGGACAAGGCAGCUUAUAUAUAUCACAGAGAAAGCCUACAAGUGUGAAGAGUGUGGCAAGUGCUUUUGCUCAUCUUCAUCCCUUAGAGUACAUCAAAAAAUCCAUUCUGAAGACAAUCCCUACACUUGUGAAGAGUGUGGCAAAAAGUUUUCCUCCUUUGCACACCUUCAAGAGCAUCAGACUGUCCAUACUGGAAAGAAGCCAUACAAGUGUGAAGAAUGUUACAGAGCCUAUCGUUAUCACUCACACAUCACUAAACACAAGAAAGUUCAUACUGGUCAGAAACCCUACCAGUGUGAAGAGUGUGAUAGAUGGUUUUCCUCAUCUUCAUCUCUUAGACAACAUAAAAAAAAGAAAAUUCACUCUGAAGAAAAUUCCCAAAACUGAGGGGAAUGUACAAACACUUAGUUAAUUGUUUUAUCUGUACUUAAUACAUGAUAGAAUUUAUAUGGGAGAGAAAUCUUACAAAUGUCUUAAAAAGUUUACUUCUCAACACUUAAAAGAAAGCAAAUGAUUUAUUCUGGCUACAAACUCCCAUGAGUAUAUGAAGUGUGGUAAAAUCUUUGCUGAUAAUUCAGGUCUUAUCCACUCUAAUGUAUCCAUAGAGGAGAAUAUUAAGUUAAUUAUUUUGGAAUGUCAACACAAACAUCUAAUUAUCAAGAGCACAAUCACUAAGCAUGUCAUCAGAGAAGAGUAGAGACUUCUCUUUGCUGUAACCAACAACAGUUUGUUCAAGCAGUGUGUUUGAAACUUGCCUUGAUUAAUGGGUCUCUUUCUUCUGUAACUAUAAAUGUUCCCUGAAACCUUUACCAUGUCAUAACUUAUUCCAUUGGGUUCCUGAAAUCUGAUAUCUGGUCUGUGUCAUAGUUACUGUUGUUUUUCCCAGUGGAGUCAUCCAAGCUCCUGUAAUAUCUCGCCUUGGUGUGUAAGAAGCUGUCUCUCAGCUAGCAGGUUUUCACCCAGCAUUUGGCUCCUGAAUUCUUAUUGGUAAAACAAAAGGCUAGAAGUUAGUUAAAACUACAGGAAGGCUCUUCUGGUCUUAGGCCUCAGCGUCAAGGCAGCAGCUACAGAGACGCAGUCAUCAGCUGAGGCAGAGAUGGCAUCAGGUGCAGCUGCUGUGCAUCAGAUAAAAAACAGUGCCCGUAGAGCAAUAAUGAUAGGAAAGUUAUGAGAGCAACCAGUCACUUUCUGUUUGGAUUUGAAGCUUAUCCACAAACGGUAACUGGUGUGAUGUUAAUUUGGUGAUAUAAUUUUGCCUGGCUAGGUGAUAAGCCCUAGGGUGAAUUUAAUGCUGUUAUUCUAAUAAGUGGAUACUAACUAAAUGAACCCAAGUUCUCAUCCUUAUACUCAAAGAGUCAGGAUCCCAAGUCCUCAUCUUUAUACCCACAUUGUAAAAGAGGUCCCUUACAAACAUCUAAAGCCACAAGUCAGAGACUCCUGAGGGAAAAGAGGAAGAAAGAAUGUCAGAGGCAGAAACAGUAGAUGUCUGCACUGAGACAGCAGAAAUGUUUAAACAUUUCUAGAACAGUGAAACUUUGCUAGAAAUGUCAGCACCAUUUCAUGCUUGAACACACUGGGGCUAUUGCUACCUAUACAACACUUCCACAGGCUAUACCCCAGCAUACAAUAAGCAUGGUUGCAUAAGGGCCUCACUAUGUCUCUCACCCUGUGGAGGAGCUAUUGGCAAUUGAUGGCUCCUGAGGGAGACAGUUAAUCUGAGAGUCUUCCAGGUUCCAGUCAACUGUCCUACACCUGUAGCUAGAGUUUUCCUGCCUUGCCCACAGUCAGGACAAAUCUUUGUCACCCGCCAGUCCCACAGCUGC
Peromyscus leucopus (white-footed mouse) is the source of this 3335-nucleotide messenger RNA. Its product is annotated as zinc finger protein 58-like. Lineage: Eukaryota; Metazoa; Chordata; Mammalia; Rodentia; Cricetidae. Gene Ontology annotation, biological process: negative regulation of transcription by RNA polymerase II. The record is from RefSeq and is a predicted model, not a curated record. Gene Ontology annotation, molecular function: DNA-binding transcription repressor activity, RNA polymerase II-specific.